Belonocnema kinseyi is the source of this 676-nucleotide messenger RNA. RefSeq lists its product as uncharacterized. Lineage: Eukaryota; Metazoa; Arthropoda; Insecta; Hymenoptera; Cynipidae. The record is from RefSeq and is a predicted model, not a curated record. The coding region runs from base 1 to 495 and encodes 164 amino acids. The transcript is spliced from 5 exons.
AUGUCAACACCAAGCUCUUUUUCUUUCCAUAGAAGCAACUCGAUUGCUUUAAACGACUGCUUAUCUCUUAAUCGAUAUCCACCGAGUGGAAGAACGCCUAUUUUCGAGGGAUGUUAUAAAGGAUGUCCUGAGGACAACUUAUGGACGUCCUCAGGAUGUUAUCAAGGAUUUCCUAAGGACAACAUACGGCCUUCCUCAGAAUAUUAUAAAGGAACACGGGCUUUUUGGGUCGUCUUUAAGAUCAGCCCUGCAGACAUCUUUGGGACAACUUUAGGCCAGACAUUGUUGAAGUUGUUAAAGGAUGACAACGGCGAGGAGUACAUUGUAAUGUUACCAAGGCGUGGAUACCUAAAACCCCAGGCUCCAGUGCUUUCAUCAUAUGUGAAAAUAAUGCAACGAACGGAGACACAAUCACCAGGAGGGGUAGCAGGGAUUUGUACUCUAUCAGAUGUCGGGUUUCUAGAAACUUUUGAACAGAAUAUGAUAAGGAUCUGAUGUGUUGUGUAUUAGUUCACGAUAAUAUCAAACAUGCUCCAGAGUAGACUGUUGGAACUCCAGGGUACUUUGAAUCGUUUAGAAGAUCAUAUAAAAGCGCUCAAACCGAGUAACAGCGAUAUUUUUCACUUUUUGUGUAUCUUAGGAUUAUUAGGAUGUAGAGUCAUGUCAAUUUUAUUUU